Molecule: messenger RNA, 3014 nt
Organism: Pleuronectes platessa (European plaice)
Lineage: Eukaryota; Metazoa; Chordata; Actinopteri; Pleuronectiformes; Pleuronectidae
Gene: cuedc2
Product: CUE domain containing 2
Exons: 9
Coding region: 181-1035 (284 amino acids)
Source: RefSeq, a predicted model, not a curated record
GUUUUGAACCACAGCAGGAACCUGCAUCCUCCUCGUGAGACCGAGCUGCUUCACCUCUGCUUCCUCUGAGGGAACUCUCUUCAUGUCUCCAUAACUCCUGCUCCGUGAGUUUCACCUCGUCACAACGUGUUCCUGUGUGAACAACCGAGCUCCUCAUCUACUGCACAGCAGGAGAACACCAUGGACCUCCACAAGAUCAUCCACAGCGCCAUGCACGAAUUUAUUCAGACUUACAUCCCGGACGCAGAUCUCAGCACACUGGACGAUGUACUUUUGUCAUACAUCACUGCAGUCCUGGAGGAUCUUGGUUCCCAGCAGAGUGUGGAGGAGAACUUUGAUGUGGAGGUCUUUGUAGAGAUGUUAGAGGCUUACAUACCUGGUUUUGCUGAUAUUGACAGUGUAAAAGUCUGUGAAAUGAUGUUUAACGUGGCUUCAAAACUAGCCUCUGCUCGGACCUCAGCUGUUGAAGACAAGGGUGCCCCUAAAUCCAGGACGGAUGAUAUUUCAUUGAAAAUCACUACCCUGCCCAAUGAACCUCCACCAGAGAGAGAAGCACAGUGCAGAGAAACACCAACAGAGGGCGCCACCGCCAAGGUAUCAGUGUCCAAAUGGGAGGCCCAGGAGCAGCACCUGCUGGAGAUGUUUCCCAAGUGUAGUCUGUCGGAGGCUCGUAGUGCCCUGUGCAUUGCCAUAGGAGACAUGGAGGAAGCUGUGCGUCUCAUCAUAGAGGGCGAUAUCCAACUCAACCCUUCUCCUCUUAAUGUAAAUCAUGGGAAAAGUAGUUCUUCAGUGGCGGACCAUAAACUUAAAGAGAGCAUCCUUGAGAAGUACAUGCAUGUGGACAGAGAGGAGGACAAAAAAACUCACCGACCUGUCCCCCCCAAAGAUGCUCCAAAGAAGCUAGUGCGGUACCACGGCAACCAGGUGGUCACAACCAAAGGUGAGAGGUUUCAGCUUGUGAAGACAAACGAGACAGAGGACAUGAAGAAGACGUAUGUCAACCUCAAGCCUGCACGGAAAUACAGAUUCCAUUAAUGAUGAGCACAUCAGCGUAGUACUGACAAUAUUGUUUACACUGUAUUGUUUACCAUUUUUGUUAGUUGGUGUCAGUGGCUUAUUUUAAAAACGUUACCAUUAUUUGCCUUGGUUAAAUCAUGACAUUAGUGUUCCUGUUCUAUCACAGUUUAUUUUGUGAGAAACUUUUGAAAUCGUGUGAUAUUUUGGUGGGGAUGUUGUAACUUAUAUUCUAGUUUCUGUAACAACCUGAUCUAUCGACAUUUUGCCAUCUCAGCAGGUCUGAUGUUGCACUGACGUUCUCGUUUCUUUUUAAACACAUCUUUUCUAUCGUUCUAUUGAUGUUGUAUUUUAACUUAGUACAAUCUAGAUUCAUAACUCGGAUAAAUCUGUUUUCCUUUUUGUAGAUACGUUCAAGUGAUACUGUAAAAUUUACGAGGUAGUUAGUUACGACUCACAGCGGUUUGUUUAUGUACAUAUUAAAUCAUUGAUGCCAACUUUUAAAAUUCUAUUUUUUACAUCAUAGAGGAAUAGUGCUGUGAAAAUGUUUGGUCGGGCUUGUGGACAAUUUGUUGUGCUACAAAAUUAUUUUCAGAUCACACAUAAACAAGACAUUUGUUCAGCCAGUAGCCGCAGGUUGUCAUCACCUAAUACGUUGACUCCAUUGGUUGAAUAACACCAUUCAGUUUAAAGUACUUUACUCAUGAUAGAACCUUUAUUGUUUACUUACAGAGGCAUUACUGUACAGUACUGAAUAAUUGGCAUGAUGAAGAGUAACUGAAUUAUCUGGAUAUCUUUGCUGAACAAAUCAUUUUUCUCUCAUGGCCCAGUCGCACACACCAAUGUAACAGUGGUGAAACCUUCGCCUCCCAGUUCACUUCCAAUCAGCGCGAGCAGGAGGACCAAUAAAACAUUUGCUUCCUAUUCGCUUCGCACUCGCAUGUGUGUGCGAGCCCUCAGUCCAUGUUCCAGGUUUGAGACACUUUAUCCAGAUAACUUUGAUGAAGGAGGUUUUAUGUUUCUGAGGCAGUGGAGAAGUCUACAAGAGGAAGACCAAAGAUUAGUGGUUUUAGUCACCUUCUAUCAAACCACUUAGAGAAAACAAAGGAACAUGUGUGAUAUGCAAAAGUUUAAUACUAUACAAGUUAGUGUUGUUAUUUAUCAUUUCUUAAAUAGGAAAAGUGAAAUUUUAACAUGGCGACUUUGCCUCAAACUAUCCAAAAGUGACCAGACUUGAGUGUCCUACGGUUAUGUUAAUAUCUGUUUGUGACACAGCUAAGGUUUCUUGUAUUUUCACACAUAUUAAAUACGAUUUAGUUACUCUAUCAAGAUAGUCUGUAAAUUACAUUUUUUGCACAAAAAAUUAAACAAGCACAGCACUAUAAAUUCUGACACAAUUAGGUGGAGGUCAGGGGUUAGGGGCUCUAUCUUAAAAUUCACUCCAACAGUAUUGUCUUUAUCUUUGAUAUCAACAUUUAGAUUCUCCAAAGCUCAUGUUAUGUGUUUACCGUGAGGAGGCACUGUUGUGUGAUUUCAGGGUCACAUGAUGCUACUGAAGUGAUCCUCGCCCGUCUUUCAUCUCAUGUAUGUUCUGUGAACUUGUGAAGUUUUAAUUAUUAUUAUGACUGGGAUCUUAUUUCUUGUUUAUUAGCUAUAUUAGAAAUGUUAGGAUGUUCAGGUUGUUUUUUUAACUGACAUAUACCAGUUGUUAAUUCCCCUCUACAUCUAUUCAGAGGAACUAUAAGCUAUUGUUUUUGAUUUGUGGUAUAAUAUCGUUUUCCUGAGUGUUGAUGUAACACAAUCAAGUGUUUAAAAAGAUGUGUUUUUGCUGAUACUUGUCAAUAUCAGCAGCAAUGUGGUCUUUACCUAUGAUAUAUUAUGUUACUAUAGAUCAUGGAACAGGUUUACUGGAGCUGAUCGGUCACAACUGUGUUUUAACUCCUCGCUUUCAGAAACCGCUGACGCACAAUUUAUAGUAAAUAAAUACUAGCUUUUGUAGA